Messenger RNA from Schistocerca nitens (vagrant locust), 1996 nucleotides. RefSeq names its product luciferin sulfotransferase-like. Gene Ontology annotation, biological process: sulfation. Gene Ontology annotation, molecular function: sulfotransferase activity. Lineage: Eukaryota; Metazoa; Arthropoda; Insecta; Orthoptera; Acrididae. The transcript has 6 exons. Bases 16 to 1083 code for a protein of 355 amino acids. The record is from RefSeq and is a predicted model, not a curated record. Gene Ontology annotation, cellular component: cytoplasm.
ACCGCGCGCAGCCAAAUGGGCCCCCGGCCGGCGCGGCUCUGCAUUGUCGCUGCGCCUUUCGCCCGGUACGUGUGGCGACCAGACGACGACAUGACGCGCUUGCGAUACUCUGAGCUGGAGGGCGAGUUUGGCCGCAUCGCCGCCAGAGACUUCACCUCGCAGUUCCGCGGCGGCUACGUUCGCGCAGAACCGAGUGGCGCCGUCCUCCCCAAGUACUACACGGAAUUCGGCGAUCGCAUUCUGGACAUGACCGUCCACACUGAUGACCACUGGAUCGUCAGCUUUCCCAAGAGCGGUACAACAUGGACACAGGAGAUGGUGUGGUGUAUUCAGAACGACCUGGAUUUCGAGAAAGCAAAAAUCCCUCUUCCAGAGAGAUUUCCGUUCCUGGAACACUCGCCCCUGUUUGACUACAGAGAUAUUCUGCCCAGAAUCCCCGACUUGAAGUUGCCCUUGUAUGUAACAAAUUCGGUGAAGUACAUAGACGAGAUGCCUUCGCCGCGUUUUAUAAAGACACACAUUCCCUGGGAGCUGCUGCCUCGGCAGAUACAAGAUGGAUCAGUAAAGCCCAAGGUAAUAUACGUGGCCCGCAAUGCAAAGGACACGUGUGUUUCCUACUACCAUCAUUGUAAGCUCCUCGAAGGCUAUAAAGGCAGUUUCGACGAUUUCUGCAAGCUGUUUCUGGGAAAUUCUGUCUGUUUCUCACCAUUCUGGUCUCACAUCCUGAGCUUCUGGGAUCGAAGAAAUGAGCCAAACAUCUUGUUCUUGAAAUAUGAGGAUAUGAAAAAGGACCUUCCAUCUGUCAUUAGAAAGACAGCAAAGUUUUUAGGAAAAGAGCUCAAUGAUUCACAAAUUGAUGUCUUAGCUAAUCAUUUGAGUUUCCAAAAUAUGAAGAACAAUCCAUCAGUAAAUUAUGAAGCUGUUGUUGAGAUAAAUCGCACAUACAAUCUAAUAGCAGCUGAUGGAGAAUUCAUGCGAAGUGGUACAGUUGGAGAAUGGAAAGCUAAAAUGUCACCUGAGUUAAUUGAUAAGUUUGAGAAGUGGGAAGAGGAGAAUCUUAAGGACACUGGCCUUACUCUGUGAGAAGGUCUACAUGAAGUGUUACUAUCUGUCAUUAAAAUGAUGUCAGUACUCUACCAUCAUUUCAACUUCAUCUCUGAUCAACAGUCUUCCACUUGUAGAAAUGGCUCAGGUACUCAAAUAAGUUGUACAUAUUUACCUGUUUACAAAACAGUGAAACACACAUUUGUAUGCAGUCUACUUACAACAAAAAAGCAGUAACAUUUACAUAAGUGUAAAAUACCUAGUUGUAAAAUACAUCCCAUGACAAUACAACCAUUUAAGACAGGUAUGAAGUUCUGAAUGAUUAUGUUAAUCAAAAGUUUAGUUGUUGUUUUGUUUUGUAACAAAGUACUAGAAUCCACCAAUAAUGUGUAGUUAUUUUGAAAUACCUAAAUAUUUUACAGAAUGGUGGGAGCUGAGAACAAAUGGCAUCCAGUUGAAAAAAAUUCUUUAUUAAUAUAAAACUCUGUUGUGUUACCUCACUGAUACAUUCAGUUAUUAAGUAAGGUUACUGCCUUUAUCUUAAUAUCCAAGUACAAAACUAUACAAUCUUCAAGAAACUAAUAAGAUAAGUUUAGCUCUACAUGUCUUUUUAAAAUGACUUCUUACAGAAUUACAAAUGAUGUACUAAUAGCCAAAGAUGUUGUAAGAAGUGCCAUGCUACUUAGUCAGUAGUCAUCCACUGCAUACCUACAUUUAUUUUGUUGAACUGCAUAUGUGUGAAUUUGACAAGAGUAAUACCUGUGUUUUUCUCACAUUAACCUCAUGUAACAAUAAGGUCUUCAAUUUUGACUUCUUUCAAUUUUCUUCAUUUUGAAUGUAUUUUAUUGUUUUUGCAUUUAAAACUAAUACUUCAGUUCCAGUAACCUUUUUUAUAAUGAAACUUUUUGUACAUUCUGUAAAUAAAUUGUGAAUAAAUGAUACAUUUGCACAA